ACACACUCUCUCUCUAGCUCACUGAGCCUGGUCGAGAAAGGGGAAAGAUUUUUGAGCUCUUAAAAUACUCAUAGAAAUCUCUCAUUCUCUCUCUAGAAAUGGCAAGGGCUUGGCUUAUUGAUGGCAGAUCAAUUGCAAGGAAAGUGUCACGAUCUUCUGCUUAUCAAAUCAAAGACUGUGGGGCAAUUCGUGAGUGCCCAAAGUGCCAUUGUCAUAUAGAUAACAGUGAUGUUACUCAAGAAUGGCCUGGCCUGCCUAUUGGUGUAAAGUUUGAUCCGUCUGAUGCACAGCUUUUAGAGCAUUUAGAAGCAAAAUGUGCUGUUGGAAAUUCCAAACCUCACAUGUUCAUUGAUGAGUUUAUUCCAACACUAGAUAGUGAUAAAGGAAUUUGUUAUACCCAUCCAGCAAAGCUUCCUGGUGCUAAGAAAGAUGGAAAUAGUGUCCAUUUCUUUCACAGAACAAAUAAUGCUUAUGCUACUGGUCAACGAAAGCGCCGAAAGAUCCACUGUGAAGUCGGUUCCAAUGAGGACAGUGUCCGGUGGCACAAGACAGGCAAGACAAAACCUGUGAUGGACAACGGAGUUCAGAAAGGCUGCAAGAAAAUCAUGGUUCUUUAUAAAAGUUCAAAGAAGGGGUCCAAACCAGAUAAGUCUAAAUGGGUUAUGCAUCAGUACCAUCUGGGUACUGAUGAAGAUGAAAAGGAAGGUGAAUAUUUAGUUUCCAAAAUUUUCUACCAGCAGAAACAAACUGAAAAGAACGAUGACAAUCAACUUAUUGAAGAUAAUGAUAUUUUGUCACAUCAAACUAGUCCAAGGACCCCCAAUUCCAAUCCUCCCAACCCGCCACGACCAGCGAAAUCUGUCAUGUAUGAUGACAUUACCAAUGACAACAGAACGCAGUUGGCUGUGCAGAACAAUGAGAUUAAGGAAGAAGCACCUGAUGUCCCAGCACAUGUUUUUCAGCUUGAGGGUGAUGUGGAAUUCCCUGAAUGGUUUGCUGGUGAAUCUCAGGCUGUUGAAAACUCUGAUUUCAGUGCCUUGGAUGAUUCUCUGUUAUGCAAUGAAAUUUUUGUUUCUGCUCCUCGUGUUCCAAAUAAUUCAGGGGUAAACCGUGUUUCAUACACUGGCAUGGCACACAAUACAAACGAAGUGAAUGGAAACAAUAACGAACCUUGUGGAAUUGCUGAAUUGGAGAACCUUGAGCUGGACACUCCACCAGAUUUCCAGCUUGCUUUUCUAAUAUGUUCCGCAGGAUCUGCAGUUUGGCUCUCAGGAAAGUAUCCUUGGAUGGCUAGACCGAUUAUGAAGACAUGGUGGAGCAAAAGCUUCCACCAAUAAAAAUCACUUGCAAGUUUUGUGUCUCCCAUUUUCUGGGUGAAGCUGUCUGGUAUUACCAGCAUUUUCUUCAGCGGAAUGAAAUUAGCUUUUGAGUAUUGGUUUAGGGGUGCAAGGAGUUCAGCCUUAAUUUUCGGAAUGAAAAUCUUCAGGGCGUGACUUGAAGGAUCGCAAGGCUAUGGGUUGUUACGUCUGAUUCUGUGUUGUUCGAGAAAUCAGUCCCAGGAGCUGCUACUGUGGUGUGGUGGAAAUGGGGCUUUCUGGUGAUUUUGUGCUCUUCUAUGUGGUGUUUUCCACCAUUUAGGUGUUCAAAUUAGUAAUUAUUGAACUUAAUGCUAAUGAUGUUGGCUAAAGGGAAAAAGCCAUAUUCUCAGAGGAGUUGACUGAGGUGUAAUUGUUAUGAAGCACAUCUACUACUUGGUACCGCGCAGCAAGCAAAAGCUGUGGAAGCAGCAAUUCAAUCCUUGGCAACAUCUCUUAACAUAGAAUAUUAGACUACUUGUAUGUAUGACUUGGAUGUGUUCAGUGUUUAAAGGAAUGUUUGGAUUGUUUUUCAUAGCUCCACUUUUAACUUUAUUUUUGAAAAACAGCAACUAAUUUUUUUUUUUU
Messenger RNA from Populus euphratica (Euphrates poplar), 1943 nucleotides. It is a transcript of the gene NAC085, whose product is annotated as NAC domain containing protein 85. Gene Ontology annotation, molecular function: transcription cis-regulatory region binding; DNA-binding transcription factor activity. Bases 99 to 1337 code for a protein of 412 amino acids. The record is from RefSeq and is a predicted model, not a curated record. Gene Ontology annotation, cellular component: nucleus. Lineage: Eukaryota; Viridiplantae; Streptophyta; Magnoliopsida; Malpighiales; Salicaceae. Gene Ontology annotation, biological process: regulation of DNA-templated transcription. The transcript has 6 exons.